UUCGAACGCGCCGCGGCAGCCAUGUUGGACGUGGCCAGCACAGGGGCCGACACCAGGGGGUUUUCGAAGCAGCUGUCACGAUGCUGGGCUCCCUCGUGUUGAGAACAGCGCUGGCGCCGCGGCUCCUCCUCCGGCUGCUCAGGUCCUCAUCGCUCCGGAGCCAUGGAGGUGCCCCCGAUCGGAGAAUGACCACCGGGGACCGCGGGGAGCCGCAGUGGCUGAGGGCGGCCGCUUGGGGGCGCCCUGGAACAACGCCAACCUUGCUUCCUGGCCGAGGGGCAGCCACCGGGGGGCGCCGGGAAGGACUCACCGAGAUCCAUUGCCUCGCGGCUGCCACGUGGGGACACCUUCCCAGUCCCGAAGAAACAGCCCCGGGACAGGACAGCUGGCAUGGGGUUCCCAACAGGUCCGGACUGGGCAUGUGGGUCCUGGCCACAGCACUGGUGGUUCAAUGCUACAGCAAGAGUCCAUCCAACAAGGAUGCAGCCCUGAUGGAAGCUGCUCGUGCCAACAACAUGCAAGAAGUCAGCAGGCUUUUGUCAGAAGGUGCAGAUGUCAAUGCAAGGCACAAACUUGGCUGGACAGCACUCAUGGUGGCAGCCAUCAACCGAAAUGACAGUGUGGUGCAGGUCCUCCUUGCUGCUGGGGCUGACCCAAACCUUGGAGAUGAUUUCAGUAGUGUUUAUAAGACCGCCAAGGAGCAGGGAAUCCAUUCUUUGGAAGUCCUGGUCACCCGAGAGGAUGAUUUCAACAACCGGCUGAACAACCGCGCCAGCUUCAAGGGCUGCACAGCCCUGCACUAUGCUGUCCUUGCCGAUGACUACCGCACUGUCAAGGAGCUGCUUGAUGGAGGAGCCAACCCCCUGCAGAGGAAUGAAAUGGGACACACACCCUUGGAUUAUGCCCGAGAAGGGGAGGUGAUGAAGCUUCUGAGGACUUCUGAGGCCAAGUACCAGGAGAAGCAGCGGAAGCGUGAGGCUGAGGAGCGGCGCCGCUUCCCCCUGGAGCAGCGACUGAAGGAGCACAUCAUUGGCCAAGAGAGUGCAAUCGCCACGGUGGGUGCUGCAAUCCGGAGGAAGGAGAAUGGCUGGUACGACGAAGAACACCCUCUGGUCUUCCUCUUCUUGGGAUCAUCUGGAAUAGGAAAAACAGAGCUGGCUAAGCAGACAGCCAAAUAUAUGCACAAAGAUGCCAAAAAGGGCUUCAUCCGGCUGGACAUGUCUGAGUUCCAGGAGCGACAUGAGGUGGCCAAGUUUAUCGGGUCCCCACCAGGCUAUGUUGGCCAUGAGGAGGGUGGCCAGCUGACCAAGAAGUUGAAGCAGUGCCCCAAUGCCGUGGUGCUCUUCGAUGAAGUGGACAAGGCCCAUCCGGAUGUGCUCACCAUCAUGCUGCAGCUGUUUGAUGAGGGCCGGCUGACAGAUGGGAAAGGGAAGACCAUCGACUGCAAGGAUGCCAUCUUCAUCAUGACCUCCAAUGUGGCCAGUGAUGAGAUCGCACAGCACGCCCUACAGCUGAGACAGGAAGCUCUGGAGAUGAGCCGCAACCGUAUCGCUGAAAACCUUGGGGAUGUCCAGAUUAGUGACAAGAUCACCAUCUCAAAGAACUUCAAGGAGAAUGUCAUUCGCCCCAUCCUGAAAGCUCACUUCCGGAGGGAUGAGUUUCUGGGACGGAUCAAUGAAAUCGUCUACUUCCUCCCCUUCUGCCACUCGGAGCUCAUCCAACUAGUCAACAAGGAACUGAACUUCUGGGCCAAGAGAGCCAAGCAAAGGCACAACAUCACACUGCUCUGGGACCGUGAGGUGGCAGACGUGUUGGUUGACGGCUACAAUGUACACUAUGGUGCCCGCUCUAUCAAGCAUGAGGUAGAGCGCCGCGUGGUGAACCAGCUGGCAGCAGCCUAUGAGCAGGACUUGCUGCCAGGGGGCUGCACUCUGCGCAUCACUGUUGAGGACUCAGACAAACAGCUACUCAAGAGCCCUGAACUGCCCCAGGCUGAGAAGCGCCAACCCAAGCUGCGGCUGGAGAUCAUCGAUAAGGACAGCAAGACCCACAAGCUGGAUAUCCGGGCACCUCUACACCCUGAGAAGGUGUGCCACACCAUCUAGCAUCUACCUACCCGCCUACAUGUUUCCACAACAUCUAAUAAAGGCCCCUUGGCUGUGGCAUGGCAGCUGA
Messenger RNA from Galeopterus variegatus (Sunda flying lemur), 2175 nucleotides. It is a transcript of the gene CLPB, whose product is annotated as ClpB caseinolytic peptidase B homolog (E. coli). The transcript is spliced from 16 exons. The coding region runs from base 81 to 2105 and encodes 674 amino acids. The record is from RefSeq and is a predicted model, not a curated record. NCBI's taxonomy places the organism in Eukaryota, Metazoa, Chordata, Mammalia, Dermoptera, Cynocephalidae. Gene Ontology annotation, biological process: cellular response to heat. Gene Ontology annotation, molecular function: ATP binding; protein binding; ATP hydrolysis activity. Gene Ontology annotation, cellular component: mitochondrion; cytoplasm.